Molecule: messenger RNA, 3897 nt
Organism: Tetranychus urticae (two-spotted spider mite)
Lineage: Eukaryota; Metazoa; Arthropoda; Arachnida; Trombidiformes; Tetranychidae
Biological process (GO): peptidyl-threonine phosphorylation; peptidyl-serine phosphorylation
Cellular component (GO): cytoskeleton; cytoplasm; nucleus
Molecular function (GO): protein serine/threonine kinase activity; ATP binding; protein serine/threonine/tyrosine kinase activity
Source: RefSeq, a predicted model, not a curated record
CUCUCUUCUCUUUCUUUACUUAUCCACUCAAGUUUGUUCAUUGAUACUUUAUUUUCUGUUUUCAUUCAAUUUUGCUCACUUUUUAUCGAUUUUCCUCUCAGAAGCAACUUUUACUCGCUUCUUUUUCCCUCUCAAUUUUGCACAUUAUCAGUUGGAUGAUAGAAAGAGAGAAAAAAGAGAAUGAAAGAAGAUAAAUGUAGAGUGAGCAGUGAGGGAGUCUUGGUUGAUCUGAAAGAGUGAGCAUAAACAGUAUACAACAUUCACUGUCAAUGGGUUACAAGUAACUUGUUCAUUUCUCAUUCAUUUUUUGUAUAUUUUAUGGUUAUUUGUGAACCCGAUUCAUGUUAUUAUAGCAAAAUUGUAUCAAGUGUUAACAGUUUACACUCGAGAACUUAAACAUCCUCAUCAUUGUCACACCAUGAAUGCUAAAGUUGGCGGUGGUAUAUCAACGCUUCCCUUUAUCGCCCUCCUCAAGCCUUCACCAUCUUCACGGUCAACCACUAUGGUGGUACCCUCAGUGGGUGAAGCAGGCAGUCUAACUGGAUUAACCUCAUCAACAUCAACCCCAGCCUCAUCGAUAACAUCAACAACAAGUACAAGUCCAACAGCAACCCUCUUAUCAACAACAUUAACAACAUCAACACCAAGUGUAACAGUAAAUGAUUCAAAUUGUUUAACCAAUAACCAUCAUCAUCAUCACCAUCCUUACUCAAAUAACCACCAUUACCAACCCCACCACCAUCAUCACCAUCAUCAUCUUCACUUUAACCAAGCCAACAACAAUGUCAUUACCAAUGGUACCUCUCAAUAUUCAGGAUCCCGCCUAACAGGUAACAACACUAGUUCAUUUUCAUCGUUUCCCUCGUUGUCCAAUGGACUGACCCCAUCAACCCCAGCCUCUACCACAAUGGCAACUUCAACCGUCUCUUCAACCACAUCAUCAUCACUAUUGACCUCGGCAAGUUCAACUUCAAUAGCCAAUGGUUCAUACAAUACUCUGCCCGCUGGCCGUUAUCGUCACUCGAAAAGUUCGAGUUCAUUGUUUCAGAAAAGCUUAUCAACGGAAACACCAACAGUUAAACUAAUCAAUGGCGAUGUCAGAAAAGGUAACAACACAAGUGUCAACCACAACAACAACAACAUUAACAAUAGAUUGACAAGUAAACAGUUGGGUGAAAGACAAUAUAAAGAUGAUGAAAAGAGUAAAAAUGUUGAUAAGAUUAACGAUAAUUGUGACGAUUUGAGUAAAGUCAAUUUAUCAAUGAACAGUAAAAGCUCAUCAAACAUGGUAAACAGUCAAUCAAUGUAUGAAACUGGAUCAACAUUUAAUCAAAAUGGAUUAACAAGCUCAACCAAUUUAUUACCAGCAACAGUAAAUUCAAGUGAAACACUAACAAAUGGUAAACCUGAAUCACCCAAUUCCAAUGUUAAUUUGAUUAAUAGCAAAGCCUUAAAUAAUAAUGUCAGCACCAACAACAACAAUAGCAACAACAAUGGCAACCUUAAUGGUCACUCUGGUUCCAAUUACCAUUCAUCAGCCUCAUCAUCUUGUCACACCAACAAUUCAAAUUCCUCACCCUUACAACAUCACAACCCUCAUCACAACCCACAUCACCCUCAACCUCAACAUCAUAAUCAAAGCUCACUGCCUCCAUGUGAACAACCCAAAAGAGCUUUAAAUUCAACCUCAACAUUGACUCAACAUUAUUGUGAAAACAGUGGCACUUCAUGGUCAGGCACAAGCAAUCACACCACUACCAAUGGAAACAAUGGAUUACCCAAUGAACGGACUAAUCACACACCAAAACUCGAUCCAUUUGGCAUGAGACUUCCUCUCUCACCCAACGAAGUCCUUCGAUAUUAUGGACUAAGGAUGAAUGCUUUCGAGCGAGCUGAGGUAAUGCAUUAUCCUGAGGUUUGGUAUCUUGGUCUAGAUGCAGCCAAGAUUGAUGGCGAUGAAACUUGUGGACAGAAUCAUGGUUACGAUGAUGACAAUGGCUCAUACGUAAAGGUUCUUCAUGAUCAUAUCGCUUAUCGAUAUGAAAUUCUCGAAAUCAUUGGUAAAGGAUCUUUCGGCCAAGUAAUCAAAGCGCUGGACCAUAAAACAGGCGAUCAUGUUGCCCUCAAGAUUAUCCGAAACAAGAAAAGAUUUCAUCAACAGGCUUUGGUUGAGGUCAAAAUUUUGGAACAUUUGACGAAAAAAGAUAAAGACGGCAUUCACAAUGUUAUCCACAUGUUUGAUUACUUCUACUUCCGUAAUCAUCUCUGCAUCACAUUUGAACUUCUCGGAAUGAACCUGUACGAGUUGAUCAAGAGACACAAUUAUCAAGGAUUUUCAACCAAUUUAAUAAGAAAGUUUACUCAUGCACUUGUUCAGUGUCUGAGUUUACUUUACCGAGAAAACAUUAUCCACUGUGAUUUAAAGCCUGAAAAUAUACUUUUACGAACGACCACUGGAGGCCCCAUUAAAGUGAUCGACUUUGGAAGCUCAUGUUUCUCCCAUCAACGGGUUUACACUUAUAUUCAAUCACGAUUUUAUCGAUCUCCUGAGGUCAUCUUGGGCAUGCCUUAUGGAACUGCCAUUGACAUUUGGAGUCUUGGCUGUAUCCUGGCUGAGCUGUUUACUGGUUAUCCAUUGUUUCCAGGAGAAAAUGAAGCUGAUCAAUUAGCAUGUAUCAUGGAGAUUCUGGGCAUUCCACCUUCUUCAGUAUUGGAAUCUGCUUCUCGAAGGCGACUAUUUUUUGAUUCUCGUGGUAAUCCAAGGAAUAUAACCAAUAGUCGAGGAAAAAAGCGCAAACCUGGCUCAAAGCCACUUAGUCAAGCACUUAAAUGUACCAAUGAUGAUUUUGUUGAUUUUUUAAGUCGUUGCUUAGAUUGGAGCCCACAUCAUAGGAUCACACCUGAUGAAGCAUUGAAACAUCCAUGGUUGACUAUGUCUCAGAAAAAUGAAAAACAAAUAUCAAAUCAAGUUAAUCAAGUUAAUCAAGUUAAUCAAGUAAACAAUUCAGAUAAUCGUCGGAGUGCCAUUAAACCCAUCCAAAGUGUCACUUGUCGAGAAACUGAAACAGAACCCCUAUCAACAUCAACUGUUUACAGAUUUUUCAAAAACAAUAAAAACAGUGCCUCUAAAGUAACCCGAAAAGAUUGUUCAUCGGGUAUAGGAUCAAGUUUAACCAAAGCGUCAUCAGAUGAAUCUCUUAAUAUCAAGUCCAUUGUUGAAUCAGCAAACCGAACCAUUGACACAUCAUCCAUGACUCGUUCCAGCAAUGAAGGUCUCACCGAUUCUGGAACUUUUUUACCACCCAUAUUAUAAAGACUAACGCCAUGAUUAAGAGGUUUAUAUUUUAUACCUUGCUUUUAUUUCUGUUUUUGCUGUUGCCAUUGUCAGUGGAUCCAAUUCAUCUUUGGUAAAAAAAGAAUCCAAAUCAAGAUUAAAGACUCGAGUCACCCAUAGAAUCAAAGAGUUACCAGUUUAGACAACUGAAUUAUUCAACCAAGCGGCAAAAUAAUGAUCAAAUCCUGUGCGCUCUUAAAACUGCUGAACCAAAAGCCAACCACUCUCAUCAUGAUAACUCAAAAGCCUAAAUAAAUCAACUAAACCAAUCAUCACAAUUGUAAUUUGAAAGAAAACAAAAAACUGGAUCCUGGAAAAGGAGACGAAUUUCAUCUGAAGCGCUCUAAAGUCGAACAAAAAAGCAGCGAAAAAAGUGAACCAACAAUCAGCAUUAAACAAAAGAACAAAAUCGCAGAAAAAAACGAAUCAAAAGAAAUAUAUUGUAAUUGAUACAACAAACUACAAAUAUCCAAUCGUCAAAUUAUGUGACAUUCAAUUCUAUUUGUUGUUAAAAUUGUUAUUUUACAAUCAAAUUAAAAUGUUGCCCUUUUCUCAUUUCACUU